AUGUCAAAAGUGACCAGGUUUGAUUGGGAACUGUUUGUUGCUUUGCGUCUGCAUCAGCUUAUGGAGAAUCGAUUCAGAAUUAUUAGAGAAUCUGAUCUCUUAAUGAUGGAUAAUGCAGCUUCAGAAGCAGUUUUCUUACAUGGCGACUUGGAUCUCUGGAUUCUUGAGGCAAAAGCUCUCCCGAAUUUGGAUCUUUCCACGGAGACUAUGCGAAAAUGCAUUACCAUGGGCAACAGCUGUUCCCCUCCCUUUGUGAAAGGGCUCAAGACACAGUCAGGGAGACACAAAAUGAUUACCAGCGACCCUUAUGUGUCCGUGUGCCUCUCCGGGGCUACCAUUGCUCAAACUAGGAUCAUUCCUAACUGUGAAAACCCUUUGUGGGACGAGCAUUUCUUAAUUCCGGUUGCUCACCCUGCUCAGAAAUUGGAGUUCCAUGUCAAAGACAAUGAUGUUCUUGGUGCUGAGCUCAUUGGAGUAGUGGAUAUAUCUGCUCACAAGAUUUUGUCCGGAGGCAUCAUCGACGAUUGGUUUCCAAUCGUUGGCCAGAAUGGAAACUGCUUGAAACCCUAUCCUGAGCUGCAUCUGUCUAUCCAAUUUAGGCCAGUUGGGGCAGAAGAGACAGGUUCUCUUGGGGUUCCUGAUACCUAUUUUCCUCUCCGAAAAGGAGGGUCUGUCACCCUUUAUCAAGAUGCACAUGUACCGGAUGGUAAGCUGCCUGAGAUUCCACUUGAGGAUGGGAAGGUCUUUCAGCAUGGCAAGUGUUGGGAAGAGAUUUGCCAAGCCAUUUUGGAAGCUCACAACCUCAUAUAUAUUAUAGGGUGGUCGGUUUAUCACCCAGUGAAGCUUAUCAGGGAGCCAUCAAAGCCCCUGCCUUCUCAGGCAGAGCUUUCACUUGGAGAGUUACUGAAAUACAAGUCGCAAGAAGGGGUCCGCGUGGUCAUGCUCAUUUGGGAUGACAAAACCUCUCAUGACAAAUUUCUUUUGAAAACUGAUGGUGUCAUGCAGACUCACGAUGAACAAACUAGAAAGUAUUUUAAGAACUCCACUGUGCAUUGUGUGCUAGCUCCACGUUAUGCAAGCAGUAAGCUCAGUGUUUUCAAGCAACAGGUUGUGGGAACCCUUUUUUCUCACCAUCAGAAGUGUGUGCUGGUAGACACUCAAGCUUCUGGGAAUAAUCGGAAAAUAACUGCUUUUAUUGGUGGCUUGGAUCUCUGUGAUGGGAGAUAUGAUACUCCUGAGCAUCGGCUUUUCGAUGAUCUAGAUACUGUCUUUCACAAUGAUUUUCGUAAUCCUACAUUCCCGUCGAAUUCGCGUGGGCCAAGGUUGCCAUGGCACGACUUGCAUUGCAAAGUCGAGGGUCCAGCUGCAUAUGAUAUAUUGAUCAAUUUUGAACAAAGAUGGAGAAAAGCAAAAAAAUGGCGUGAUUUUCGGCUAAAAAAGGUGACAAAGUGGCAUGAGGAUGCUUUACUAAGCCUAGAACGCCUUUCUUGGAUGCUCACUCCAUUUUCGAGUCCUGAUGGUGAGAAAGCUGUCUAUGUAACCGAUGAACAUGAUCCUGAGAGUUGGAAUGUGCAGGUAUUUCGGUCCAUAGAUUCAGGAUCCGUCAUGGGUUUUCCAAAGAGUGUUGAGCAAGCAAAGGCUCAGAACCUUUUCUGUGGAAAAAAUUUGAAAGUAGAUAAAAGCAUUCAUGCUGCUUAUGUAAAAGCAAUAAGAUCAGCAGAACACUUCAUCUACAUUGAGAAUCAGUAUUUCCUGGGGUCCUCGUAUAAUUGGCAUUCACACAAAGGUGCAGGUGCAAAUCACUUGAUUCCCAUGGAAUUGGCCUUAAAAAUUGCCAGCAAGAUCAUCGCCAACGAACGUUUUUCUGCGUAUAUAGUUAUACCAAUGUGGCCAGAGGGAGUUCCCGGUAGUGUUGCUAUUCAAGAAAUUCUGUUCUGGCAGGGACAGACAAUGUCUAUGAUGUACAAGAUUGUUGCUGAUGCUCUUAAAAAAGCAGGUCUUUCUCAUCACUAUCAUCCUCAAGAUUACCUCAAUUUUUACUGUCUUGGAAAGCGUGAACCUUUGUCUUCAGAUAUUCCAUUGCCAACUCAGACAUCCGAAAAUCGUGGUUUGCCAAAUAACUCAUCCAAAAAAUCAAGACGUUUUAUGAUUUAUGUUCAUGCCAAAGGAAUGAUAGUUGAUGACGAGUAUGUUAUCAUGGGAUCUGCAAAUAUUAACCAGAGAUCCAUGGAUGGUUCAAGGGACACAGAAAUAGCUAUGGGAGCUUAUCAGCCAAAAUACACAUGGAAAGAGAAGAAUUCUCAUCCACAUGGCCAGGUGUAUGGUUACAGAAUGUCACUGUGGGCUGAGCACCUUGGUAGCCUUAAGGAAAUAUAUGAAGAACCAAAGAGCCUAGAAUGUGUUAGGUAUGUGAACUAUAUAGCCAAACAAAACUGGGAUGCAUAUGUAUCAGAGGAAGGGAAGGAGCUGAGGGGACAUUUGAUGCAGUACCCGAUUAUGGUAGGCUCUGAUGGAAAAGUGAGCCCGCUGCCAGAUCAUGAGUACUUUCCUGAUGUUGGUGGUAAAGUUCUUGGAUCACCCAAUUCGCUUCCCGAUGCACUAACCACAUGACAUGAUAUCAUACACAAAACUCCCAACCCAAUUUGUAUUCCUAAAAUAUGAUUGUAUGUGAAACAUUCUGAAAAUAUCCUUCUGCUAUGUAAA
Arachis stenosperma is the source of this 2703-nucleotide messenger RNA. Its product is annotated as phospholipase D delta-like. The record is from RefSeq and is a predicted model, not a curated record. The coding region runs from base 1 to 2610 and encodes 869 amino acids. Lineage: Eukaryota; Viridiplantae; Streptophyta; Magnoliopsida; Fabales; Fabaceae. Gene Ontology annotation, cellular component: plasma membrane. Gene Ontology annotation, biological process: phosphatidylcholine metabolic process; phospholipid catabolic process. Gene Ontology annotation, molecular function: D-type glycerophospholipase activity; calcium ion binding. The transcript has 12 exons.